Molecule: messenger RNA, 5811 nt
Organism: Salarias fasciatus (jewelled blenny)
Lineage: Eukaryota; Metazoa; Chordata; Actinopteri; Blenniiformes; Blenniidae
Product: histone demethylase UTY-like
Exons: 29
Coding region: 336-4772 (1478 amino acids)
Biological process (GO): regulation of gene expression; heart development
Cellular component (GO): MLL3/4 complex
Molecular function (GO): protein binding; chromatin DNA binding; RNA polymerase II cis-regulatory region sequence-specific DNA binding
Source: RefSeq, a predicted model, not a curated record
GGCUACAGCGGCGCGUGGGUUCGCUUGGGUGACACAAUUAUAACAACUUUAUCUUCGCGGAAGAAACGCGUUUUUACUGUCAAAUUCCCACAUUUUGGAUAUCAUACGCAGUUAUUCGCAUUCAAACGGCGGCACGGUACCACUUUGUGGAGAAAAAUGUGACGUUUGAGGAGCUACCCGGAGAGCGCUUCAGUUCCCCCCCUCCUCCCCCGAAAGGAUUUACUAUAUCGAAUCACAUCUUUUUCAUCCUGGGGAAAAAGUUUUUGCUCUUUUUGUUUCCUUCAGUUCUCCUUCUUUGAUCGAGCAAACCGUUCGUCCCCGCGUCGCGCUUUUCCAUGCAAUCGUGCGGUGUGUCGCUCGCCGCUGCUGCCUGCGCUGCCGCUCGGAGUCUCGGCUCGGCUUCUUCCAGCAGUGGUGAUGAGGGAAAGAAAAUGGCGGCGGGAAAAGCGAGUGAAACAGAGGAGGACUUUCCGACACUGACAGCCCAGGAGAGGGACGCUCUGGCCGGGAUCGACAGCUCACUGUUUGGAUUUCAGAAGCUUCAUGAAGAUGGCGCCAGAACGAAGGCCCUGCUGAUGAAGGCCGUCCGCUGCUACGAUUCGCUCAUCCUGAAGGCCGAGGGCAAAGUGGAGCCCGAGUUAUUCUGCCAGCUCGGCCACUUCAACCUCCUCCUGGAGGAUUAUCCGAAAGCAUUAUCAGCAUACCAGAGGUACUACAGUUUACAGUCAGACUACUGGAAGAAUGCUGCCUUUCUGUACGGCCUCGGAAUGGUCUACUUCCACUAUAAUGCCUUUCAGUGGGCGAUCAAAGCAUUCCAGGAGGUGCUGUACAUCGACCCGGGCUUCUCCCGGGCCAAAGAGAUCCACCUCCGCCUGGGUCUCAUGUUCAAGGUCAACACAGACUACGAGUCGAGCCUAAAGCAUUUUCAGCUGGCUUUGAUUGACUCCAACCCCUGCACUUUGUCCAAAGCUGAAAUUCAGUUCCACAUCGCUCAUUUAUAUGAGAUACAGAAGAGAUACCGGGCUUCCAAGGAGGCCUACGAGAGCCUCCUGCAGACGGAGGAUCUCCCUGCACAGGUGAAGGCCACGACCCUGCAGCAGCUCGGCUGGAUGCAUCACACGGUGGAGCAGCUCGGGGACAGAGCCAGCCGGGACAGCUAUGCCAUCCAGUGUCUGCAGAAGUCUCUGGAGGCCGACCCCAACUCCGGGCAGUCCUGGUACUUCCUGGGCAGGUGCUACUCGAGUAUCGGGAAGGUCCAGGACGCAUUCAUCUCUUACCGGCAAUCCAUAGACAAAUCAGAGGCCAGCGCGGACACCUGGUGCUCGAUAGGGGUCCUGUACCAGCAGCAGAACCAGCCCAUGGACGCCCUGCAGGCCUACAUCUGCGCCGUGCAGCUGGACCACAGCCACGCCGCCGCCUGGAUGGACCUGGGCACGCUGUACGAGUCGUGCAACCAGCCGCACGACGCCAUCAAGUGCUACAUCAACGCCACGCGCAGCAAGGGCUGCACCAACACCGCCGCGCUCACCCACCGCAUCAAAUGCCUGCAGGCUCAGUUGAGUAACCCCCAGCUCAGUAGCCUACAGGCUAAAAGUAAAAUGCUCCCUCUUAUUGAGGAGGCCUGGAGUCUGCCAAUCCCAGCUGAGCUAACCUCCAGGCAGGGAGGCCUGAGCAGUGCACCACAGCAGGCCUGCAAGCCCAACCACAGCGCCGACGGCGGCGGCGGCGGCUCGGGUCCGUCCCUGCCGCCUCACGUGGGCUCCCUGGGCCAGGCGGAGGACCAGUCCUGCCCGGCCAAGAGGAAGAGAGCGUCCAGCCCCGGCAAGGCCGACUCCUGGAUCGGCAGCCCGACGCAGCAGCCGGUCCCCAGCUGGUAUCUCUCCCCGCAGAAACUACAGAUGCUGGAACAGCUGCGGAGCAACCGGGCCAGCCUGAAGCCCCCGCAGCUCCAGAUGCUGGAGCAGCUGGAGGCUCAGCUCGCCAUCAUGCAGCAGCAUCAGCACCAGAUGAGACAGAACGCCUCAGGAGGAGCUCACCCGCGCCCCUCGCUCCCCAACGGCCCCACCGCCAACUCCCUCCCCUCCCCCAACCCCGGCCUCCACCCCACGCGCCCCCACCUGCCCCCGCACCGGCCCCCGUGCCCGCCGCAGCCGCUGGCCAACGGGCCGGUGGGACACUCGGACUCGCUGCCGAGCGCCAACAGUAGUAGUAGUAGUAAUAAUCAGCCAGGGCCCACGGCUGCGGGGCCCAACGGAGACGUGCCUUACCUGCAAGCUGCCGGCAGCGGCAACGCAGCCCCGCUACCUCACACCUGCACAAGCACGCUAACGCAGGACGCUGCGCCGCACCAGGCCCUGCACCUAAACUCCUCUCAGGGGCUUCAGAAGGGGUCUGCUCCCCAUUUGGCAGGCUCCGGCACUGAGGGGACCCCCUCCCACCCCCAGACCCCCAACUCCACCACCCCCCUGCACCCCAACAAUCAGGUUGGACAUUCCACUAAUGCCCCGUCGCCACGGCCGCAGCCUCAUAACCACCACCUCCCGUCCCCUCCCUUCCUCCCCCACUCCUCUACCUCAGGUGGAGCCGGACCCGCCGCGUCCGCUACCAAAGAAGGCAACGCCGUGGCCGCGCACGCCACGGCCGUUGCCGCGUCCCUCGGCAACGGGGGGGCCGAGGGCAAGGCGCCGUCGCCGCCGCCGCCGGCCGAGUGCAAGGCGGCGCCGGCCGACGGCCUGGCCAAUCAUGUGGCGGAAGGCGGCGAGAAGCCAAGCCUUAGCGCAGACAAUCCGAGGCUCUCCGCCCUGCUGGCGGGGGGGAAGGGCCCCGAGGAGAGCGAGGCACCCUCAGAAGGGGCCCACAAGGUCAACAACAUCCACCCGGCCGUCCUGCCCCCCACCCCCCACGCACAGGGCAGCUCGGCCGCCUCCUCGCCCAUCUCCGCCAUGUCCACCGCCACGCCCUCCCCCAAAUCUAACGAACACACCCACCCGGGCGCCCAGAGCCCCGCCCCCAAUAGCACCCCCACCACCUCCAACGCCCCCUCCACCCCCACGGCCCCCGCCAUCGUCCCCACCGCCUCCGCGUCGUCCGCCCCCGCCGUCAACGGCAAGGGGGGAAUUUCUGAGGACUCUCAGAGCCCGCUGAAGGCGGAGCCGCCGCCCGUCGUCGGCAGCCUCAAGGCCACGCCCCCGCACGGAUCCUCGUCCUCCUCCUCGUCUUCGUCCUCCAUAUCCAUCUACCCGAGCUCCACAGACGUGCUGAAGGCCUGCAGAAACCUGGGCAAGAACGGCCUCUCCAACAGCAGCAUCCUCCUGGACAAGUGCCCCCCGCCGCGGCUGCCCCCGCCCCCGUCGCCAGCCCUGCCCAAAGACAAGCUCAACCCGCCCACGCCCAGCAUCUACCUGGAGAACAAGAGAGACGCUUUCUUCCCUCCACUGCACCAGUUCUGCACAAACCCCUCCAACCCCGUGACGGUCAUCCGGGGCCUGGCCGGAGCGCUCAAACUGGACCUGGGCCUGUUCUCCACCAAGACGCUGGUGGAGGCCAACCCCGAGCACCUGGUGGAGGUGUGGACCCAGCUGUCGCAGCCCGCCGACGAGAACUGGGACCCCACCGGCACCAAGAAGAUGUGGCGCUGCGAGAGCGCCCGCGCGCACACCACCAUCGCCAAGUACGCCCAGUACCAGGCGGCGUCCUUCCAGGAGUCGCUGCGGGAGGAGAAUGAGAAGAAGGCGCUGAAGGAGCCGUCGGACGCAGAGCCGGCGUCGGCAGAAAGCGCCGCCAGGAAGAGACGCGGACCCUUGAAGCACAUCAAGUUUGGGACAAACAUUGACGUGUCGGACGAGAAGAAGUGGAAGCAGCAGCUGCAGGAGCUCAGCAAGCUGCCGGCCUUCGCCCGGGUGGUGUCGGCCGGGAACCUGCUGAGCCACGUGGGCCACACCAUCCUGGGCAUGAACACGGUGCAGCUCUACAUGAAGGUCCCGGGCAGCAGGAUCCCGGGUCACCAGGAACACAACAACUUCUGCGCCGUCAACAUCAACAUCGGGCCGGGGGACUGCGAGUGGUUCGCCGUGCCGGAGCCGUACUGGGGCGUGAUGAGCAACUUCUGCGAGAAGAACAACAUCAACUUCCUGAUGGGCUCCUGGUGGCCCAACCUGGAGGACCUGUACGAGGCCGACGUGCCCGUUUACCGCUUCAUCCAGCGGCCCGGCGACCUGGUGUGGCUCAACACGGGCACCGUGCACUGGGUGCAGGCCAUCGGCUGGUGCAACAACAUCGCCUGGAACGUGGGGCCGCUCACCGCCCACCAGUACAAGCUGGCCGUGGAGCGCUACGAGUGGAACAAGCUGCAGAGCGUCAAGUCCAUGGUUCCCAUGGUGCACCUCUCCUGGAACAUGGCGCGCAACAUCAAAGUGUCGGACCACAAGUUGUUCGAGAUGAUCAAGUACUGCCUGCUCCGGACCCUCAAGCAGUGCCAGUGGGUGAAGGAGGCGCUGACGUCCGCCGGCAAGGACACGGUGCUGCGGCCGCGGACCCGCGACGAGCCGGCGCACUACUGCACCAUCUGCGAGGUGGAGGUGUUCAACCUGCUGUUCGUGCGCCGGGAGCUGCUGUCCAAGAAGCAGCUGGUGGUCCACUGCCAGGACUGCGCCCGCAAGGGCAGCGCCGCGCUGGACGACUUCGUGGUGCUGGAGCAGCACUGCAUGGAGGACCUGAUGCAGGUCUACGACCAGUUCACAUUAGCCCCCCCUCUUCACUCGUCCUCGUCUUGACAUUAGGCGUCUCUGUCCAGGAACUUUGUCUUGAGGACACACACACACACACACACACACACACACACACACACACGGACCAUUUCUGAUAUUCAGGAAAAGCCGAGGCCGCCCCCACCCCACCCCGCCCCUCCCCUCAUCCCUCCACCCUCCCGUAUGGCUGGUCUCCAUGGCGACGGCUGGAGGCAGCGAGGCGGCCGAGCGUCUUGUCUAUGCAACCCUGUUUUGAGAAGCGGCGGUGGGCGGAGCCUCCACCAGGGGGCGCCACCCUCAGCUCGACAGCAGGACCCCCCCCCCCCCCACCCUCAACACCCUUUCUCUCUCUCUGAGGACUCAAUCACCCCGGGGGAGGAGCCUCUCUCACCUUUUGUAGAUACUUGUUAACUGUCACAAACUGGCAACACCACCUGUUAAAAAGACUACUGACUUAACCCCCCCCCCCCCCACCCUGCCCCCCCCCACACGUUUUGAUUUCUAGAUUCCUCCUUUUCUAUGUUAGAUAGUCAUUUUAAGACAGCAAACCCCCCCUAAAAGAAUUUGUAAUGUGAAGAGUUUAGGUGAUUUUCUUUCACUUCUUCUUUUUUUUUUUUUUUUUUACAGCUUUUUGUUUCGUCUUUUUUUGUUUGUUUCUUAGGUAAAAAAACGAAAAACAAAAAAAAAAACAAAAAAACAAAAAAUAAACUCUUACUAGCCAAGUCACAAAGAAAAUGGGUUGCACAUAGACUUAUGGAAUUAAGUUUAAUUUGUGAUUUUUUUUUUUUCUCGUUUCUAAUCUCGAUGUAAAUUUACACUAUUUAUAAAUACAUAUUUAUUGCUUGAAAAUAUUUGUUGAUGGAAUGCUGUUAUUUUUUUCCAGAGUACCUGCCAUUAAAUUUGAAGGAGCCCUGUCAUUUUAACACGGCUCCUCCUACAUUUUCUAUAUAUAAAUAAGCAUUGUACAGAAAAACGGGACAUUUUAAAAAACCAACAAAAAAAAUCGUUUUAUUGUUUGAAGAAUGUUUUAUGAUGAGUCAAUAAACACAAGAGUUGUGGAAUGGAG